CCUGUGGAGGCUCACUGGCUGCUCUUCUUUUCCUAACCCCAUGGUGCUACUUGCAUUUCAGCUGCAAUGGCCUCAGCUAUACCUGACAAAGAGGAAGCUGCCAAGACCUCCCUGGAGGUGCAGGAAGAGGAGCAGCAGGAUGCAGUAAACCAGGUGGCUAACAUGACCUUGGUCAGCUCUGCCUGUGACAUGGCUUCUGCGGUUUAUGCCUCAACAAAGGUGAACCACCCCUACAUCGGAUCUCUGUGUGAUGCAGCAGAGAAAGGAGUGAAGAGUGUGACUGAAGCCACAGCCAGCUGCGUGCAACCAGUUCUGACUACACUGGAACCUCAUGUUGCUGCAGCAGGUGAGCAUGCCUCCAAGUGUUUGGAUGAACUAGGUGGAAAACUCCAACUCCUUCAAAAGCCAGUGGAACAGAUUAUCUCUGACACAAAAGAGCUGGUAUCAUCCAGAGUGGCUGAUGCAAAGGGUGCUGUGAGCAGCAAAGUGGCAGAGGUGAUGGGUGUAACAAAGGAGACUCUGGAGAGUGGCAUGGAGGCGGCCAGAUCUGCAGUGGCCAGCAGUGUGGGGAUGGCUAUGGACUCCAGAGUGGGCCAGAGGGCUGUAAGUGGAGCAGAAGCUGUGCUGGGGAGAGCAGAAGACAACUCCCUUCCUAUUGGAAAUGAGGAACUAGCCAAACUGGCAGCAUCUGAGGACGGUGCAGACAUGAUGUCUGUGGAGCAGCAGCAGGAGAAGAGGAGGUACUUUGUGCGGCUGGGGUCUCUCCCUGACGAACUUCGCCCGUUUGCCUACUUGCAGUCAACAGCCAAACUGAAGCAGGUCUGGCAGGGCAUGCGGGAGGCCCUCACACAGCUUCACUGUGUCAUUGAACUGAUUGAGGUGUUGAAGCAGGGAUUUAAUCAAAAGCUUCAGGAGGGGCAGAAGAAACUACACCAGAUGUGGCUGGACUGGGGUAUGAAGUCUUCCCAAGAGAGUGGACAUGAAAGUUCUGCAGAGCCAGAGGAGCUGGAGUCUCUGGCCCUGCUCAUGGCAUGCACUAUCACACAGCACCUGCAAAUCACCUGUUGUAGAACAGUGUCUGUGAUCCAAGGCCUUCCCUCAAACCUUCAGGAUAAGGUGAAACAAUCUUUUAGAGCCAUAGAGGAGCUUCACACUGCUUUCUUGGCAGCAAACUCUCUCCAGGACUUGUCCAGCAGUGUCUUGACCCAGAGCCAGAGGAAGCUGGCUGUGAUCCAGGAGUACAUGGAGGAGCUGCUAGACUACCUGAAGAGCAACAUACCUCUGUCCUGGCUGGUAGGACCCUUCUGCCCCAGGGAGGAGGAGGAAACAUUGCAGGAGGAUGAACCUUUGCAGGAGAAGGAGAUAGAGGCAGCAGGAGCAGGGCAUCAUGAGGCCUCUACCACCCUCAUGUAAAAAAAACAAAACAAAA
This is a messenger RNA of Falco peregrinus (peregrine falcon), 1429 nucleotides long. RefSeq names its product perilipin-3-like. Bases 67 to 1413 code for a protein of 448 amino acids. Gene Ontology annotation, cellular component: lipid droplet; cytosol. Gene Ontology annotation, biological process: lipid storage; positive regulation of triglyceride storage. The transcript is spliced from 7 exons. Lineage: Eukaryota; Metazoa; Chordata; Aves; Falconiformes; Falconidae. The record is from RefSeq and is a predicted model, not a curated record.